Cuscuta epithymum is the source of this 1410-nucleotide messenger RNA. NCBI's taxonomy places the organism in Eukaryota, Viridiplantae, Streptophyta, Magnoliopsida, Solanales, Convolvulaceae. The record is from the annotation of a GenBank genome assembly.
UACAUACAUACAUCUCCCGCCCAUUUCCGCGCAAAUUUCCUCCCAUUUCCCGUUAAGUCAAGCUCUGUCUCUUUCUAUUCACCGCCUCCGUCUCUUGAAUUCGUUUUUUAAUUCAAAAUCCAUUUUUGCUUGAUUUGGUGCCGAGCUUCCACCCACUGUUCUGCGGUCAGGCUACUGUAGAAGGAUGUGCUAUGUGCGGUUCUCCUGGCAUCUGGUGGUUGCGUGUUGUUUUUGUUUAUCGAUCGACUUGUGGUGUUCAUUCCAUGCCAACCCUAUCUCUUACGACAAUUUACACUCAAGGUCCGCCUUCCGCAUAACUCGACGUCGCCCAUUCUCGAAGUAGAACAGUUCCCUCGCCUCGUCGCUCCAUCUCUGCAUACGAAUUAGCCGGGACACGAACCUUCUGAGUGAGCUUAACUUGGAAGCUUUUUAGAAACAUAGCAACAUGCAGCUUGUUUGGGAAUGCGCCACGCUAAAAAAAGAUGAUGAAGGCCCACAAUGUAAUGCUUAUGGAGUUAUUUGCAUAUGUCAGGCUUCAAAUGCACUGGUUCUUUCUGGGAAUGACUUCACAAACACCAAAGCGGCCGAGUCUAGCCACCAAUCCAAGCAGAAAUCGGAUUUGGAGGAGCCCAUUGGAAACGUGACACCCGAUGACACUGAAUCUUUGGACAAUCUCGCAGAUUUUAACCCGCAUCCAUUAAAAUCUAAGAGAACUAAACCCUCUGCUAUUGUCCCUCUUCCAGGAUAAGAAUGGGAACUUUCUGCCUUGGAUCCUCCAUGACUCAAGUUAUCUUCUAUGUUGUGGAGCAUGUGCUUUAUCUAUUAACUUUCAGCCUCCUUAACAUAGUUUAGACCUUUUGAAUGUUGUGUGUAUUAUUAUCUUUUGCUACAACUACAAAUUUAUGCAUGUAAUUGAUUAAAAAGUAGGCAGCGGUAUAUUCGGCUACUUUUUAAUAUAAUUAUAGAUGUUUUUGCACAGGCAAUUUUGUUCUUUUUGUACAUAGGCGCUUCUAACUGAAAUAUGUUGGUUCAUCCCAUAAUGUGUAAUCUGCCGAUUAUUGGCAACUCCAAACAAGUGGGCGGGUGCUAGGCGGUGAGGACAGAAACAGGGCCAUGAAUAAGGUGGUGGCGCAUGGCAUGUUGAUGGAUCAAAUCUUGAAGCCUGGCAAAUGCAACCAAGAACUGCGCCGCAUCUGUUGGGGCCUUGAGGAGAACCUUCUUCACACUCACAUGCAUUGCUUUCACCCUCAGGUUUUGGGCCUUGAUGAGAACCUGAUGAACCUUUUUGAACUCGGUGUGAACACAGGCUAAAGCCGCCACACCCCCCUUCUUCUUCCUCAUCAUUCUCAAAGGGAGGUGAAAGAUGCAAUUCGCUUGGAUUUCAGCCAUCUCCUCCUCGAUCACUGCCUC